AUGAGCUCCGACAUUCUUUGUGUAUCGGAUGAAGAAAAGCCGUCGGAAAGCACAGCUGCAGACGUUGAAGCACCACGCACCUUCAGUCAUUCCAGCUCGCAAACUCCAGGAAGCUUACGUCGUCCAGGGCCGUGGCUGUCACCGCAUUAUGAACCGAAUCUAAAGACCAUGUUCCGUUCUAGUGAUUAUUCCCGACCACUUGCAUCCAAAGAGGACACUGUUGUCUACUACAAGAAAGGUGAUGUCGGCUUAGCUCACGUUCACAGGGUUGAUCGGCGAAAGCUUGACGCUAGUUUGUAUAAUGGUGUAAUUUCCUGCCAAACUCUAGAGUUGGAAACCAUUCCUUCUUGUCGCCGUAUACGUAGACUUAUUGAAGAGGUUUUCGUGGUGGAUCGUGGAUUUUCAGUCGGGGAAACGGUUAUAAAAUAUGAGAACGAAUUUUUAGGCAUUCCUAAUAAGGAAUGUCUAUGCGUGCCACGACUUGAAACCGCCAUUGGUCAGAUUAUCAAUGUUGAGGUGCGAGGUGACGUACUGGUCUUGCCGCAGAAGAAUCUAGUUGUGAAAAACGUGCCUCUUGGUAAAAAUGAAUACACUGAGAUGGUAAACUAUAAUUCUGCGCACAAUUACGUUAUGUAUAAGGAUUGGAUCGGGAAUGCGACCGAUUGUAUCAACGAGGUCACUUUGGUUUAUCGUGGAAGGCAUCGAUUUGUUGUGAAGGAGGGAGGACGAAGUGGUGUAUAUCUUCGGCGCCAGGAUCAUUCAGAUGAUGGGAAAGCACUUGUGCCUGGCGAAUGCGUGUCAAUUUCUGUCAGCGAAGCGAUAGGCCGUUCUGCAACAUGGGAAAAUGGGCCACCAAAAACGCUUACGACUUCAAAGAGACGGAGAGGCGUAGGUAGUGUAAGAUGCGUUAUAGAGAAGAUCGAAACACAUUCAAUAGUUGUGGACUGGAUUACUUCCCCUUCAUCUACGAAAACCCCUCCGAAAACGAUACCUAAGCAGGAUUUAUCCAGGGUCACCCGUAUUGAUCCUUCGGCAAAUCCCAGACCAAGUACUUGCGACCGCGUCAAAGUAGUGCCAGAUGGAUUAUCGACUGUCUGCACCUUUAAAGAAUUCCUCUCAGAUUUGACGGCACAGUAUGGCAAUCGCUUCAGAAAGCUGAAGGCUAGAGACGAUGAAGCGCUCGCUACUCCCUGUGAGAACUGUUCGAAAGCAUUACAAAGGGAGCUGAAGCAAAACACAUCCACUGCUAAAGCAGCGAAGAUUGCUCGCUUGAGUGACUUUUCGGAACAAGCCAAGGAAUUUGAAUGCGUCUCGGCCCAAAGUGUACCUAAACAGGAAGCCCCUGAUACUCAACAGGAUGUGUUGGAUGUGGAUGAUGUGGAAUCUUUGCACGGCAGUAGCGAAGAAAAUGAUGUCCCAUCAAAUUGUGGGAAAUCAAGAGUUUCCGUUUGCCGCAGUGUUGUGAGGCAAAAACGAACCCGCAAAUGUCCGACCAGACGUCGAAGAUGCACUCCUUCUUUGCCGUUGGGGUGUUCUCGCCUUGCUAAAGAUGUGCUGGGUGAUGGUUUUAUAGGAGAGUUGUUGUUGCCAUGUACGUUGGUGGAUGUGCAGUGGAUGAACGGCACUGUAGAACGCCGGAUUCCCGGUUUCUUGUUGAUUCCUCACGAUCCUGACCUUGAUCAACAAGAUCAUCUGCCUGGAGUUAUUGUAGUCCGGAAAGAUGCUAAAAAUCCAGACACUCUGUUCGGACUGAUUCUAUCGACAAACUGUGACGAACGCUCUUGUGUUGUUUCUUGGUUUGAACGAAUAGAACAUUCUAUUAAAAAUCUUGGUGAAGAAGAAUGCCUUCUUUUCGAUAUUAUGCCUCAUCCACAUUAUAAACGUUUAUUUAUUGGGAAUUAUGGGGUUGUGAUUGAUCAGUAUCACGCUUCUAACGAUAUCCGUGACAUAGCUUUUCAAGUAGUAGCUGAUCUGAACAAUGGGAAGCAGCGAGUGAGGUUUUUAAGUGGUCGCGAAGAAGAACUCUGGCCUUUUGACAUUUUGCCUAUCCAGUUUGUGGAUGAGUCGCUUGAUAGCGACAGUGAUGAGAGUACAAGUGUGACGGAAACGGAAAUAUCGAGGGAUACAGGAUCUUCUCGUGCUACCUUGGCAGCCGUUUCCAAGGUCCUCGAAGAUGCUGGACUCAUUUUCGAAAGAGAUAAAACCAAGAACCUCACUGCCAGACUGCCUUUAAUUGAGAAAGCUGUCACAUAUUUCCUCGGAAGUUUUCCAGAACUCGGCACUAUGUGCAAAAAGCGUAGUCCACAUGAUCCAGAGUCACGAGAUGUUCAAGUACUUUUUGCCGGCUCCUUAUUAGAGGCGACUGGAAAGAAGUGCAGUGAAGGCGAAUCUCUCGUUCUGUUCGCUGAUGUCAUGACGGCUCUUACUAGAUCUAGGUUACUACCAAAUAACUUCAGCAUGGACCACCUGUGUGGUCUAGUAGACGACUUUGAGCUUUGUAAAGUGUUUUGUGACAAUUUGUAUCCAAACGAAAAUUGCUCGAAAAGGCGGCAUAAAACUAUGGCAUCAUCACUCAUGCAAGUAAAGCAGUGUGCACUCGAUUGUCCUGAAUGGUUACCUAUCUUUCACCACAUAUCGGAGCACUUUUGCACUCAUAACGAAGAUGGAGUGCGAACACCUCUUCGCUCCAAGCUGCACGAGUUUUUUGAUGGUAUUUCAGGCUUUAAGCCGAGGCAUUUGUCUUGGGCGUAUAUCCAGUCUGUGGCAGAAGACCUUAUAGCAGUUCAUCGAGUCUGUGAUGAAGCAGGAGAACCAUAUCCUCCUACUGCCAAAAGAAGGUGCACUACUUCUGUGCCAGCAGGAUCAACCGAGCCACCGACGUUUAUGAUAUGUUUAAGAGCAACUGCUCGAGGAUUGGCGAAAGGAGUCGAACGAACAAAACUAAUUAUUUCACUCAUUACUCAGGCAUUAGAAUUCCAUAGCUGUCCUACUGAUAAUUCUCACCUUAUUGUGUGUUAUCCCAAUACGCAAGCAGGUUUCGAAAAUGAGUCAGUCAGUAAUAGAAAAAAUGAGGAUUACAACAAAGCACGCAUCCAUACUUUUGCCUCGGCUCUUGUGCUAUUACACCGUUGUGGCCUGCUGCAUUAUGACGUGUUUAAAGAAAAUUCCAUUUGGAAAGGACUUAACUGCGUAUUUUCGGAGAAGUAUGAAUCGGCACCAUUCAUAGAAUAUCCAACCCUUCAUGAGUUGGUCACCUAUGUGCGAUCUGUGGACUUCUACGAUCAUGAUUUGGCGAAGUAUUUAGCAACGUUCACCAAAAUGUAUUCCUUCGAUUCUAUGUAUAAGCAGGUAGUGGUAGCGUAUUCACAGAAAUUGGAGGAAAUCGGCAAUCCCAAUACUACAAGGUAUGAUGCGUGUAGUCUAAAACAGCGAUCUACUCUGACUUCGAUGGACACAAAAACUGACCGAAAUAAAGGGACAUUCACGGUGCUAGAUGAAUGCCCAGAAUCUACUGACUCUUCCGGUUUCAUACCGAAUCGAAAAUUUUACACCACUGUCUUCAAAGAGCACAAAAUGCUCGCUGAACAUGUCCCUGAUAGCAUUCACGUCCACGCAUUUGCGAAUAGGUUGAAUAUUAUCCAUGUGCUUAUAAUGGGACCAUCCGGAACUCCUUUUGACUCUACUCCUUUUUAUUUUACCAUCAAACUUCCUAACGAUUAUCCAGAAAAACCUCCUGAGGUAACAUACGUGGCCUAUUCGCAAGAGCAACUUAAUCCAAACUUGUACCAGAACGGGAAAGUUUGUACGAGUCUUUUGGGUACUUGGUCUGGACAGGGAGUUGAAACUUGGAACCCAUCGACUUCAAAUCUUCUACAAGUGCUGCUAUCAAUUCAAGCGUUGAUCUUGGUACCAGAACCGUACUACAACGAAGCAGGUUAUGAAUCUCGAAAACAACAAUCGGAAAUGGCAGACAGAUCUAAACGUUACAACGAAACUGCUACAAUCAAUUCUCUGGAAUAUUUGCUCAAGAUCUACAAGGACCCCCCGAGCAAUUUCAAGAAACUUGUCAAGGAGCUUGUUGAAAGAGAAUGGCCAGGACUGUAUUAUCGUGCAAAAGGAUGGGUAGACAACAGCAGACCGCCCCUCUUCCCAAUUAUGAACUCCAAAGGGUUCAGGAUGGCUCUUGAGAAAGCGAUAACUCGCUUAGACAGCGAAAUCAAACCGUAUUCUGUUACUGAACAAACUUCUGGAGAACCUAUGGAAACUGGUGAUUCUAACGUCGAGCCUGAAACACAAGAAAACGAAGACGUGCCAGAGGAACGGAUGUAUGAAUGGUCAAUAACCGUGGAACCACGCAAAACAGGAAAAGCAGGACACCGUGCCUCCUCAUCGUGA
Messenger RNA from Necator americanus (New World hookworm), 4395 nucleotides. RefSeq lists its product as uncharacterized. The record is from RefSeq and is a predicted model, not a curated record. The transcript has 41 exons. Gene Ontology annotation, molecular function: ubiquitin conjugating enzyme activity. NCBI's taxonomy places the organism in Eukaryota, Metazoa, Nematoda, Chromadorea, Rhabditida, Ancylostomatidae. The coding region runs from base 1 to 4395 and encodes 1464 amino acids.